GUAAGAGAGAGGGAGAAAAAUAAAAAUGGCUUCAAUUAUACGUGCAGUGUAAAUUUUAAGAAAAAUUUUUAAUUCUUUUUUUAAUUAAGAUUUAACAAAUAUUUUAAGAAAAUUUUUGUUAAUUUAACAAAUAUAAUAUAAAACAAUCAUAAAGUAAAUAUACUUAUUAAGUGGAAUAUGAAAUUUUACACAAUAAAUGAAAAAGAAAAUUUUGCAAAAUGUAAAAGUACCACACAACCAUAAAAAGUGGAAAAAUAUGAUGAAGAAAACGUAUCGUAAGAAGAAGAAUUUGUACGUACUACGUAUUGUUCAAUGAAAAUAAAAGAAAAGGUGUUUAUGCCAUAAAACCCUAUUCGAAGCAUAAUUCUUAAAAAAUAUUAACAAAAAACUACUACAAUAUUAAAAUAAACUCGCUAAAUUGUACAAAAAUGUGAAAAUAAUAAAAUAAAAAUUGCGCCAAUAAGUAAAAAAGUACAUGAAAAAAUAUGUAAGCAGAGCUGUAUUUUGUAUGGUUCAUAAAAGAAAAAUACCAACAAACAUUAAAAAAAUCUCAGUUAUGAAUGAAAGAGUAAGAGAGCUAAUAAAAUUGUGUCAAGACAAAAAAAAUAGAAAAAAAAUAAUAUAAUUAUAUACAGAAAAGUUAAUAAUUAAAAAAUUUAUACAUAAUAUUGUUAAAAAUUAAUAAAAGAAAUAUUAUUUGAAAAAAUAAAAAAAGAUUAUUGAAAAUUCCUCUUUUUGCUAUUCUCUCUGUUUCUCAUUCUAUUCAGUUUCUUUUGGUGUUGUAUUUGUUGAUGACAUAAACGAGAAAUGUCUUUGAAAUUGACGUUUAAGUGCAUUGUUUUGGUUGAUGUUUUCUUUACAAAAAUUUUAGGAAUUUCCAAUAAUAUCAACAAAGUUUAUAUCAAAAAGUGUUUCCAAUUAAUAAUUUGUUUUCAUUUAGUUAAUUCCUUAACAGUGUAAUGGAAAAUUAUAAUAAAAAGACAUUAAACAGACUCAGAUAAAAACGAAACAAAGAAAUUUAAAAAAGAGAAUACCAAAAGCAUACAAUUUGCAAUAUGUCACGUUGGAGUAAAAAUAUUUUGGUACCCUUGGAUACCACCAAGGAAAGUGCCAAUCGUCCAACGGUGGCACGCUCCAUGGGUACCAUGGGCAAGUGGGGAAAAAUGGGUUUUACUUCCACUCGCACAUACACCAUGUCCGUAAUACCGGCAGCAGUAGCAGCUGCGGCUGCAGCCGUGGCAGCUAAUAGUCCCCAAGAAAGUCCGGCAUCACACAAAGAUGAUGAACACUCAACAUCUGCAUUGGAACCACCAAAACCCAGAAAAUUUUUUAAAUCUCGCAACACUACACCUCCGGAAGUUAUAGCACAAAUAAUGCAGCAAUUACCACGUCAAUCGACAUCACCUACACGAGAUUCAUCGAUAACAGUACCAUCCAUUUUAACAACACCUGUACGAGAACCUAUUAAACUUAAAAUACCCAAAUCAAAUUCUGCAGAGCGGAAGAAAAAAACAGCUAAAAAGAAACUCCCCAAAAAAUCUGUGGAUUCCUGUGAUGAGGAGCAGAUAGAAACUACGGGUGAACCUAAACCACCACCGGAGCCCAAAUCGGCGAAAAAGAAGAAGCCAGAGAAAGAACUUAAACCUGAAGCACCCCCAUCUCGUGUCCUGGGCCGAGCUCGUAAAGCUGUGAACUAUUGUGAGGUGGACGAUGAUGAUCGUACGCCGACACCUAUAAGAGAUAUUAUAGUGCCGAAAGAUAAAAAGGUGGAGAAAUUACUUGAGGGCCAGGAGACACCUCCGCCUACACCGGCUCAUAAAAUAGAUGAUGUUUAUGGCACUUGCGAUACACCAGAACCCCAACAACCAUUACAAUUACCGCCACCAGCAGUACCGCAACAAAUACCACCAUUAAUAGCAUCCAGCCAACAUCCAGUUAAUGUAAAUAGUGCAGCAUCGAAAACACCCGAGCAUCCUCCUAUUGUGUUACGAAUAUCUAAGGGUACAUCCCGCUUGGUUAGUACUGAUAGUGAAGAACAACAACCGAACGCUUCAUGCACACCACCUUCCCAACACUCUGAAAUAACAGCUAACGAUACCCAGUCUACACUACCGUCUGUAAGUAAAUCAAGACACUCUUCAGUGGAAGAAACAACAACUCCACCUGUGUUGACAACACCCAAGAUUAUAGUAAAACCUCCUAAGCCUCCUUCACCUAAACCGACAUCACCACCACACGAACGUGAACAAGAGCAGCAGGAAGAAGAAGAGGAGGAAGAGGAAGAAAGUGAAGAAGAAGAGGAGGUAGAACCACCAGAAAUAAACUACUGCACGGUUAAAAUAUCCCCAGAUAAACCGCCAAAGGAACGAUUAAAACUUAUAAUAAAAACAGAUGUUAUAAGGAACGCUCUAGCUGCGGCCGCCGCAGCAGCUGCUGCUAAAGCAAAAAAAGCAAAACAAGGCGCUUCUACGGGCAAUGAUGGUUUAGAGAGGCUUGAAAAGGAGAAAAAGAAAAGUAAAAAGCAUAAACAUUUAAAACACGCAGCAGUCGAACAACUAGCAGCACCACCACAAAAUUUAGCCGCUGAAUUUAAAACACCUUCGCCACAUUUGUCCUUAAGUCAGACUAGCACGAAUGAUCCCCCACAAAUUGUAAACGCCACACAAACACCAGCCGCAUCCGUCUCAACGGCCACCAGAACCGUUAUAUCACCACCUACGCUAUCGGAAAAGGACUUCGAUUCGCAGUCCUCUGUUUUAGGUAGUAUAUCGUCGAAAGGCAAUAGCACACCAUUGGCAGGCCUACAGCCGGCUGUCGAAGAAAGUUGUGUAAUACAUAGUAGAGGUUCUAGUGUAAUUACUAGUGAUCUGGAAACAAGCCAACAUUCUUCACUGGUAGCACCACCUUCAGACAUUGAAUUAAGAUUAGAAUCCAUGAUGAUGGAUGGAGAAAGUAGUCAACAGCAAAGAGCAUCUAGCACGUUUGUCGAGGCAGAACCUCUGCAGGAGGACAUAUUGGCGGUGUUACGGGGAGAAGAAACUACAGCAAUGGAAGUAGAAGAACAACCAGAUACAAUAAAAGAGAAUGGUAUUAUUGCAACAAAUGAAACGAUAGAAACCCCAAUAGUGGAACCCCCAACUGUAGACACCCAUCAUACACCUACAACUACGAUUGCAACGGCCAAACGAGUUACGCGCGGAAGAAAUAAAGCCAAUUAUGCAGAAACUGCUGAUGUAGAUGAAACUUCUACAGUUACAAUACAAACGCCACGAACAAGAGGAAGAAAACCUGCAGCUCCACUACAACAAACUCCCAUUGAGGAACCUAAUGUACAACCUCAGAAACGUACAACGAGGCGAGGUAGAGGAAAAGUUGAAGAUGCCACGAAUUCGGCAAGUGUAGAUGCUGCAGAGCAAACGCCUAAUGUAAUUUUGGAUAAAUCUUCACCCCACAAGUCUGAAGAAGAAAACAAUCCGACCCCGGCGACUAUUGUGUCCACGGCCAGAAGAGGUAGAACGACACGAAAUAAUGUCAAUAACAGUAAUGUUACAAAUCUCAACAACAAUAAUAUUAAUAAAAUUGCCGCCAAUCUUACAGCUAAAGUCAAUCAGCAAGAAAUACAAAAAAUCUCCCCUUCAGAUUCCACCACAACGCCUUCCACACAACGUAGUUAUAGUCGUAAGCGUAAAAAUCAACAGGUCACACAAGUCUUGCAGCCCUCGAGCCAAAUGGACGAACUGGAAGAUAACCAACAGCCCACACCCGCCAAACAACCUAAUUUGGAUUUGCCUUCUAAUGAUAAUAAUGAUACUCAAAUUUUACCCCUGCAGCCGUAUUCUGAUAAUCGCUUAACACCUAUCGAUCUGCAAGAAAAUAAUUCCGUAGACUCUUCUUCACUCCAAAGACCGGAAAGUAGUUUGGAUAAUCCAUCUUCUUCAUCUCCGCCUCCCCGAAGAGAUUACAAAAUCAAAGACAAAUUCAAACGAACACUCACCCUGGAUACGCAGGUCAAUAAUGCUGUGGUUAUCAAUAAAUCAAAUACGGACUCCUCGACAAGCAAUAACCCUACAGCGCCAGUAGCUGAACCGGUUAAAUUAGUGAUAUCGAAAAAGAAAGGCAGUAUAUUUAAGAGCCGUGUGCCGUCGGAACAAACCGAUCAAGCUGGCAAGAGACAUCUCUACAAGCACAGAUGGGACGCUACUGCUAAUGGAGAUGCCAAUAGCGAAGGCAACACACCUCCAAGCAAUACUCAGAAUAAGGCCCCCGAAAGCAAGACUACAAAUGCCACUGUCGAAGCCAUUUUCAAUGAUUUUAAUAGUGACGAAACACGUAGCAGUCCAGUACCUGCCCACAAAAUGACCCGUGUAAUUAAGGCCAAUCCUCAGGCGUAUCCCUCAUCAUCAUCGGCCUUUGAUAUGGAUGACGAUACGCCGGCCGAUACCAUAACAUCAAUACGAAUAGAUCGUAAAGCCAAGGACUAUUACACAGUGGUACGAAACGUAAAGACCGCGCAUCAAAUUCAGGAAAUUGGUGAAUAUCAAGAAAUGGACGAUGAUGUUGAGUACAUAUUGGAUGCCCUACAGCCACACAAUCCAAUGUAUACACGCUGCCUCUCAGCCCUACAACUGGCUACCAAAUGUAUGGUACCAGCAUUUCGUAUGCAUGUACGAGCUCAUGGUGUGGUGACGAAAUUCUUCAAGGCUCUCUCAGAUGCCAACCGUGAUUUAUCGCUGGGUCUUUGCACUACAGCUAUUAUGUACAUUUUGUCGCAAGAAGGCCUCAAUAUGGAUUUGGAUCGCGAUUCCUUAGAAUUAAUGAUGAAUCUCCUAGAAUCUGAACAAACUGUAGCAGCUCCCGCCGAUCAUGCCAACUACGAAAGAAACAAACAGAGAGUGCGAGAACUAUGCGAAGAAAUCAAGGUUCAGGGCAAAGCCACUCAUCUUAAUGUCGACAGCAUAACCGUAGGUACCUUAGCUAUGGAAACCUUACUUUCGCUUACCUCUAAACGAGCCGGCGACUGGUUCAAGGAAGAGUUACGUGAACUGGGUGGUUUGGAACAUAUUAUUAAAACUAUUAAUGAUUGCUGUCGACCGGUAAUCGAUAAUGUUUACAGUGCUACUGGCAUCAACUGGACACGUCCCUUGCUUGAUAACAUGCAGACAGUAGAAAGAUGUUUGCGCGUCCUGGAGAAUGUUACACAACUGAAUGAGGAAAAUCAACGUUACAUUCUAACCUACAAUAAUGGUUCUGUAGCAAACACUCUCUGCUCCCUUUACUCGCUCUGUGAUCGUGAAUUGAUUUUGUAUCCUACAUCAGAGUUUACUUCACGCGACAAUCCUGGUAUUGUUAUACGUGAACUACUGAUACCAUUAAUGAAGGUACUCAUUAGUUUGACGCAUCCAUUCAGUGCUUCGCAAGCAUUAGGUGCCGAAUUGGUGGGUCAAAAGGCCGAUGUUAUUGACACUAGUUUCCAUUUGUUAUUAAAAGCACCCAAUUACAUUCCGGAUCGCUGUGUAUUUGAACUGAGCAUAUUGUCGCUCCUGCUACUAAUCAAUUUAACAAUGUAUACUAUACAAAAUCGAGCACGUAUUAUGAAAGCCUAUGCUCCAACCGAUUUCAACUUAAAUCAUAAUGAUAGUUCACAGCCACGAGAAUCCGCCAUAUCUGCUGUUAUGGCAUAUUUCUAUAAAUGUGAAGAAUUGGCGAGAUUGGUGGAAAAGAAUACCGAUGCCUUUUUGGAUAAUCAAGAGAAAAACAAAAAGAAACAGGAAGAAGUUGAUGAAACGGUUAAUAAUUUACUACAAAAAGCUGGUCAUCAUAUGGAACAUUCGCUAAAGGGCAGCUAUACGGCCAUUUUGGUAGGACAUCUAAUCACCGACAACGAACAGUACGAAGCCAUUGUUCGUUCUCAUUUAAUUGGCAAUGGUUUUAAAGAGAUCAUUAGUGUUUUGGAGAAAUAUUAUAAUUUUAUGAAUUUAACGGCCAGUGCUGAAGCAUCUGUCGUGGCGCACAAGAAAUCAACUAAAAACUUAUUAGAUUAUUUCAAAAAACGUGAUUUACUGCAUGAAAUGAAUGCCGACGACAAUGCGUUGCCCUUAAAUUUAGAAACAACACCACACCAUCAAACCAACGAAGAAGAACAAUCACAGGCCCACAUCGCAUCAACAUCAUCGUCAACAUCGGCAAAUAGCACGGCAACAAACCAAAGGGUUUAUAAGACAUAUAGUCAAAGAUAAGAUGAACUUUAAUUUUAACUAAAAACAACAACAAUUUAAUAAGAUAUAUAUAUAUUUUUUUUAAUUUUUGUUUUGUUUAUUAUUAUUUUUUUAGUUUUAAUAUUUUAAUUUUUUAGAAAAACCAGAAAUUAAAAACACAAGUGUAAUAUUUGUUUAUAAGCUUUUUAGCUUAAAUUAAUCUAAUAUAUGUGUAUAGAAAUCUACAGAUAAAAAAAUAACAAAAAAAAAUAAAAAUUGCUUUUAUUAGUUUUAUAUUUAUAAUUUACUUUAUUGUUAACUCACUAUAUAAAAACAACACACUCACAUUCAUCAUUACCAUCCAUUAAAUCAAUAUUUGAUCAAAAAGAAACAAAUCCUUAAUAA
Molecule: messenger RNA, 6599 nt
Organism: Lucilia cuprina (Australian sheep blowfly)
Lineage: Eukaryota; Metazoa; Arthropoda; Insecta; Diptera; Calliphoridae
Gene: wapl
Product: protein wings apart-like
Exons: 6
Coding region: 1056-6236 (1726 amino acids)
Biological process (GO): regulation of chromosome condensation
Source: RefSeq, a predicted model, not a curated record